Molecule: messenger RNA, 1336 nt
Organism: Tinamus guttatus (white-throated tinamou)
Lineage: Eukaryota; Metazoa; Chordata; Aves; Tinamiformes; Tinamidae
Gene: TPRN
Product: taperin
Molecular function (GO): phosphatase binding
Source: RefSeq, a predicted model, not a curated record
AUGGAUGAAAGUUGCAGCUGGCUCAUGCUGUACCUCUUCCACCUCCACCACAGUGGUGGUCUCCAUGCUACCUGCCCAGCUGUGUUGCCUCCACCCAGUGCCACUCUGGCCCCCAGUGCCACCGACUCAAGGCAGCCGCUUUCCACUGCUGCCCCCAAGGCCGGGGGCUCCUUCGAGAUCCUCCCAGCCCCCAAGCCAGACUUGGCUGCCAUCCCUGCCCACGACCUGCAGGCGCAGGCCCUGGCCAAGCUGCGCCUCAACUCGCGCAAUUCCUUCCUCUUUGUGCCGCGUCGGGAGGGGAGACUGACUUCACAGCCUCCGGCCCAGAGCACCAGAGCGGGGCUGCCCCCACCGCCCUUGGAGCGUGAGGUCCAGCAGGAGCCUCCAAGGGCUUCUGCUAAGGAGCACGAAGAGCCUGUUGCUUCUCAGGCGGCGCCUCAGGAUCCUAUCGUGCCCGUGACUUACAUUGAUGACAUUGUGGAGCCGGACAGCGGGGAGCUUUCCCACAGGGGUGGCACGGCCAUGAGGACAGGCACCUUGGCAGAGCAGCCUCAAGAAGCUGCCUCUGACCUGGAGAUGGAGUAUUCCUCUGUGCCCCUCUAUAAACCCCACGCUGUCUGCCCCACCAGCCGUCAGCGAGGAGGCAACACGUUCACUGUAGUGCCCAAAAGGAAGCCCGUCGCCUCGGGCUUGCAGACUUUGACUGAGGCCAGCAGACGGUCACAGCUGGAGGAAGACGAGGAGGAGGAGGAAGGCAAAGGAAAAGGCAAAGCUGUGGAGAAUGCCGAAGUGUCCCACACAGGGACUGCUCUUAAAAAGCGCUACCCCACUGUGAAUGAGAUUGAAGUGAUUGGUGGCUACCUGUCCCUGGAGAGGUCCUGCAUGAGCAAAACGGGCCGCCGUAAGAAGAUGAAGAUCUCUUUCAAUGAGACAAGUUUGCAGACCAUGUUUGAGUACCCUUCAGAGAGCUCACUAGCAGAAGAGGAGGAGGAGGAAGGACAUGCUUCUGAAACAGAGGAAGACAAGAAUUGCACCUUUUUCAUUCCAUGCCCAAAUAGCACUUUGAAUCCCAGUAUACCCAACUCAGCAGAUUUAUCCAGCUACACCCCAAAGCACUCCGUGAAGUUCAGCGACUGGCAAGAGCAGAAGUACGAGGAGGUGCCCAACUCAGAGGGACACCUCCGAAAAGAAGCUGAUUCUGUUGGAAACCAAGUCAUGCUCACCCCGGCAGAGAAGGGAGGCCUCUCUGACUUCAGCAGUGAGCCUGCACUCUACUUCUGAUUGCUCCAUCUUCUGGCCUGCAGCAGCUGCUGCUGGACAAAACCAGGCAGUGCCC